CUCGGCCGGCAACGCUGCGAGAUGCUGAAGCUGGAGGUGGCGGUGAGCGCGGUGGGGCUGCGGGCGCCUUCGCCCCGGCGGCAGCGGAGCCCCGGCAAGGCUCAUACGGUAUUCAGAGUGGAGAUCAUGUGUAACGGGAGGAAACAUUGCGUGGAGAAGCGCUACAGCGAGUUUUACGCACUUCACAAAAGGAUCAAGAGGAGUUGCCUGGUUCCCGACUUCCCACCCAAGCGGGUCCCCAAAUGGAUGGUGAAAGUUCUGCAGCAACGGCGGGCCGGCUUAGAAGCUUAUCUGCAGGGCGUCAUCUUGCAGAACGAAACCCUUCCCAAGGAGCUGCUCCAUUUUUUGAAGCUGUGGCAGGGCCAACCGGAGCCCCAUUUGGGAUGGGAUGAGAAUUCGCCCUUGCAAGACUUCAGCCCUUGCUGGGACCAGCUCUCUCAUCGGCCUGGCGUAAGCUUCCACAGCGAUCCGUAUGUGCUCCCAUCUUCCACAGAUUUGCUUCCGAAUAUAAUCCUGAACGGCGUCCUGCAGGGUCUCUACGCCCAAGACCACCGUCUUCCUGGAAGCAAAGCUCUUAACCGAGUCAGAGAUGCCAAGGACAAUGGCAGUGGACCAUGGGCUUGGUCUUCUGCUGUGCCUGUCUUCCUUGCCUAGGGUGGCAAUGGAGAGGCCUGCUUUGCAACCUUGUGCCUGGAGAGAGAGGAAGCGUGUAAAAAGCAGAGGGACGGAGGGCACGACAGACCCGCUGCACAAGCGCCCCCCCCCCCC
This is a messenger RNA of Thamnophis elegans (Western terrestrial garter snake), 768 nucleotides long. Its product is annotated as sorting nexin-22-like. Bases 22 to 654 code for a protein of 210 amino acids. Gene Ontology annotation, molecular function: phosphatidylinositol phosphate binding. NCBI's taxonomy places the organism in Eukaryota, Metazoa, Chordata, Lepidosauria, Squamata, Natricidae. The record is from RefSeq and is a predicted model, not a curated record. The transcript has 7 exons.